UUGGAUUUUUAACCACACAACCACAAAAACUUAUCAUGAUCAUAUAAUCAUAUCAAUAGCUGCACCUCUUGAAUUCCAUGUAAACGAUGAAUGCAAUCAAACCACACGCCCUACGCUGCUGCCAAUCAACUCCACCCUUCAAAUCUGGCAUUUUCACCGAAAUUAAUGGGAUUAACAUCUCCGGCGGCAGGGGGCGGAGGCUUGCGGUGAAAGCCAGCGGCGACGGCGCAGAGAAGAAAACCGAAAGGCGGAGUUUCCUGACGCUGGAAGAGGCUGGUUUGGUCGAGAUCUCGGGCCUCAGCACGCACGAGCGCUUUCUAUGCCGAUUAACGAUAUCAUCGUUGAAUCUGCUUCGAGUGAUUUCGGAGCAGGAAGGGUGCGAAAUGGAGGAGCUGAAUGCGGGGAAGGUAUGCGAUUGGUUCAUCAAAGAUAAGCUCAAAAGAGAGCAAAAUUUGGAUGCAGUUCUGCAAUGGGAUGAUUCUGAAUUCAUGUUAUGAUUUUUCACUCUUAAUUUUGUUGUAUACUUACAUUUCAUCUUCUCCUUAUACUUCUUUAUCCACAUACAUCUCCUUAAUUUGUUACUCCA
This is a messenger RNA of Salvia hispanica, 586 nucleotides long. RefSeq names its product receptor-interacting protein. The record is from RefSeq and is a predicted model, not a curated record. NCBI's taxonomy places the organism in Eukaryota, Viridiplantae, Streptophyta, Magnoliopsida, Lamiales, Lamiaceae.